AUGACCGCGCUCACGGCGACGAUGAAGGGCCCGCGCUGCUCUGCGUGCUUGCUACAGCUCACACGGACACGGCCAUACGCGACGCACGCCCCGAAAGGGCGACCCUCUCCCGCUCGACCACCCGCGAACGAGUCGACGACAACGGCGCCAAAGUCGGUCAAGUCGCCUCUGACAGAGAUGCUCGACAUCUUUGUGCCUCUCACACACGCACAGAAGGCGUCCAUCGCCCACCAUGGAACGCCGAAGCAGCCGAGACCGCCAAAAAAGCGACCUACCCCUCCUCCUCCCUCUCCUACCCUGUCUUCCUCCGCCGCCAAGACCACCUUUGCAUCGGCCACUUCUCCCACUUCCCCUCACAAACCUGUGCAACCCCCUCCCGCGCACGCACCGAAGGACAAUGCCGGUCGCAGCACGAGCAAAGACUUCCGCGCCGUCCUCGACUCUGUCCUGCCGGCCGAGAAGGCGCACCCAACGCCAUCGCCGACCUCCCCGAAGGUCGAGAAGAAGGUCGAGGCAGAAUCGCUGCCGGUAGCGGUUGCACGGGCGAAGGAAAAGACUGUCAAGGAACGUACCAUCUUCGAGUCGUAUCUCGUCAUCCCCGCCGCAACCCGCCUCAAGAUCUGGCUCGCAGUGGGCGCAUUCGCCGCGCUCGGGCUGUACGUGGGCGACCGACUCGUGCCGGAAGAAGACGACGCGCCGCCUGAAUGGGCAGGACGGAGGGCGCCGCCGCCAGUAUCGAGGGAUGCGGCGGGGCGGGACAGGGUCGUAGAAGUUGGGCGGUAG
Molecule: messenger RNA, 783 nt
Organism: Rhodotorula toruloides NP11
Lineage: Eukaryota; Fungi; Basidiomycota; Microbotryomycetes; Sporidiobolales; Sporidiobolaceae
Exons: 2
Coding region: 1-783 (260 amino acids)
Source: RefSeq, a predicted model, not a curated record